Molecule: messenger RNA, 1308 nt
Organism: Microthlaspi erraticum
Lineage: Eukaryota; Viridiplantae; Streptophyta; Magnoliopsida; Brassicales; Brassicaceae
Source: the annotation of a GenBank genome assembly
AUGGAUAUGAAGAUGAUCAACGAUCUAGGAGAUGAUGUUCUUGGCCACAUAAUAUCUUUCCUUCCGACAAGAGAAGCUGCUUUCACAUGUCUUCUCUCAAAGCGGUGGCGUUAUCUGUUUUCCUUCCUAACGAAUCUCCGUUUGGAUUAUGACGAAGAAGUGUGUGGAGGAAGAGGAAAAGAUUUCGUCGGUUUUACGGAUAGAGCGUUGGCUCUGUCAGGAAAAUUCCCCACGAGGGAGAUCUCUAUAAAAUGUCGAAAGAGUAUCGAUUCGGAUCAUGUCACCGGGUGGAUCGCUAAAUCGUUGAGACGUGGUCUCUUGAAACUUGACAUAGACGUAAUCGGUGAAUAUGGUUAUUGUUAUGCAUUGCCUCCCGAGAUCUUCUUCACUUGCAAGAACUUGGUUGAGCUGAAACUAGCAAAAGGGUUUCGGGCUACACUUCCUGGAGAUGUCUCUUUUCCGUCACUUAAGAAGCUCUUUCUCGAUUAUGUUUGUUUCAAGAAUGCAGGUUUGUGUGUUUUGGGGAAGCUUCUCUCUGCUUGUCCUGUGCUUGAGGAAUUAACCGUUGUUUGUAGGAGGACUUGGCAGGUUACAAACUGCUGUCUCAACGUGUCAUCUUCGAGCCUUAAGAAACUUACUAUCGAAUGUGUUUAUGAUUCACGGGACAUGACUUUCGAUACUCCGAAUCUUGUCUACUUGGAAUACAAGGAUCAUGUUAGAAGAAACUAUCCGAUUGUGAGUCUUGAGUCCCUUGUCGAAGCUAAGCUUGAUGUCGUUUAUUAUUAUAGUGGUUGCAAUCCAACAAAUCUGAUUAAAGGGUUGAGAAAUGUUGAGCUCUUAGAGUUAUCAACUGCUGAUACUUGGAAGAUAUUCAUGGAUUGCCCUCAAGACAUCCCAGUGUUCAGCAACCUGAUUCGUUUUUCUGUUAAAGUUAAAGUCGUCCCUCUCUACCGCUACGACAAUCAUUGGGAAUUUCUGACAAUACUUGUUAAAAAAUCUCCAAACCUAGAGACUCUCGUCAUGAAGGGUCCAUUAAACGUCGAUGAACAUGAACAACUAGGUGACAGAGAUUAUGGAAUUGCAUGUCCCGUGAAAGUACUGAAGAUAACCGAGUAUGGAGGCAAAACUGGAGAGCUAGAGCGGAUGAAACAUUUCCUUCAGAAAUUGCCAUGUCUUGAGCUAGUUGAAGUUCUUGCUUAUGCAGUAAACGACGAGGAAAAGUCUCGGAUCACCCAAGAUCUGCUAAUGGUUCCUAGACCGUCCAAGUGCGAUAUCCAGAUCAUGUUUUGUGAGAAAGCAAUACCUUAG